Messenger RNA from Epinephelus lanceolatus (giant grouper), 5981 nucleotides. Its product is annotated as NALCN channel auxiliary factor 1-like. Gene Ontology annotation, cellular component: plasma membrane. The record is from RefSeq and is a predicted model, not a curated record. Gene Ontology annotation, biological process: calcium ion import across plasma membrane. Gene Ontology annotation, molecular function: stretch-activated, monoatomic cation-selective, calcium channel activity. Lineage: Eukaryota; Metazoa; Chordata; Actinopteri; Perciformes; Serranidae.
GAACAUGGCGGCAACUUGACAACGGCAGCGAGAUGAAGACGGUGAGGGCUUGAAAAAGAAAAGAGGUCUGUUACAGGCUGUAGGCCCAUCCGCCGACACAAAGACAGACAGCUUCGCCAUGUUGGAAGAGGAUAGCGCCCUUGUCCCUGCACGACCGAGGCCAGGGAAAACGUAAACGCGUCGGUGAGUGUUUCUAAAAACGGAGUCGAGGCUACGCAGAGGAGCGGAGCGGCGCGGCGCGGAGCUCAGGGCGGGCGGGAGGACAGCGGCUUCACCGGUCAGCCAUGGAGGAUGCGGCCCGUGGUCGCCAGCGUCUAAUUUCCCAUCCGGCCCACGCUCAUUUUAAUGGGAAUUACCGCUGAACGCAAAGGCAAGCCGGGACAACCCACCACCUGACAUUUGAGGGGAAGAAAACGCGAAGCGGACCCCACGUCAAUGACUGUUGCGGCAGAGGAGCCCCCACGGUGGAGUCGGCCGGUUCCCAAAAUAUGACCAGGGGUGCUGGGACGUGUUGGCAGCAAGAAGAUGACGACGGCUUCCAAAUCUGGCUAGAGCCCCCCCGCGACAACCAAAAGCCAUUCACCGACUCAGAGAGGGCGCAGAGAUGGCGACUGUCCUUGGCAUCCCUCUUGUUCUUAACCAUCCUCCUCUCUGAUCACCUGUGGUUCUGCGCCGAGGCCACACUGGCCCGGACCCCGGUCAAGUUCGCAUCCUCCCACCUCCUCUCACCCCAGACCCACUCAGCACACAGCAGCCUCAGAGGAAACACAGAUGAUAUUUUUAUAGGAAACUCUACUUUGUGUCCGCUUGAAACUUACCACCAGGAUAGUUUAUCUAAAUACUGCUUUACUUUCGCAGAUGCCGACGAUUUGUGCGAGGGCCUUUCCGACAGAGAGGGGACGCGGGCUGUAAAUAUGAGCGAUUUGUACCUUUCCUUUUGUAACUCCUACUCUCUGCUGGAUUUGUUUUACGGCUCGACAAGUCCGGACAAUUUGAACUGCAGCCUCGACGUGCUCGGCGAUGGCGACACGAGCAGAUGCAGCCUGUGCGUCCAGGCGUACCAGCGCUACGACCAGCACGCCCAGGAGAAAUUCGAGGACUUUGAGCUCCUGACUCAGAAAUAUGAGCCGGGGGAAUAUUCAGUGAGGACGUGCAUGGAGCAGUGCAAGACAGCCUAUAAGCCCUGGCUGUGUGCUCAGUAUUUCCCCACCACCCAGCAGUCCUGUCAGAGGAAGGUACCGUGCCACCAGUACUGCCUGGAGGUCCAGCAGAGCUGUCCGUUCAUCCUGCCCGAUAACGACGACCUGAUCCACGGCGGCAGCCCCAGCUUCAUCUGCACAGGGCUCUUGGGAGAUCACCUAUCAGACAAUGAGGCGGAGUGCUGCGACGUCCGAUGGGACUCCAAAAUGGACAACCCUUCAGGCGGGACACUUAAAAGGACUGCUUCUUCCUGCCAGCCCGAGGGGGCCUCGGUCACCUCCGCUGCCACCCCGAGACUGUGCAGCGGGCGACUGAAGAUCUGCCUGUUGGCCCUCGUCCUCCUACACACUGUCAUCAUCAUUUCAGCCUCCCAUAAUUCGACGUUGGUGGGCGUGGCUGCCAUUUUCUCGCCAGAGGAGAGUGCUUCUAAUGAGGAGUGAACCUUGGGGGUCGACUCUGGUGCUUGCUCGAGAGGAUUAUGGCUUUUACAAUGUCAUGGCUGCCAGGGACACAUCUGGCGAGACAUGCUGGAGAUGCUUCUACAAUCUGCCGCUGAUGAACCAUCAACUACAGGAAGUGGGAGGGUUUUAACUGGAGCUAAGGGUGCUGGGAUUGGACAUCGACCGAACCGAGAUGUUUGAGAACCACCCCCCUAAAGAACUGACCUCUUGCCACUUGAAACCUGCUCAUUUGUUUCUAUUCCAUCCAAAUGUUUUCUAGCAUAUUGUCCCUCCUCUCCUCCCCUCCCUUCCUCCCAUCCCUCCCCUCCCUUCCUGGCGUUUUCAGUGUGUAUGGAUGGCACGUCAGGGGAAAAAUGGACAUUGAUGAAGUGUGCGCUGUCACUCAUCAUUACCUUUAGAUUUUUGCUGCAUUUCUUUCAGGUGCCAGAAUGUUUUGACAUAUCAACUGUGUUCCACUUCCUCUUCUCCAUCACCUUAGAGGCAUCUUCUUACUACCUUGUAUGUGAUGUUGCUCGAGGGCCUGUCAGGACCAGCUCAUCCAUCAUUCAUGUGGGUCUUGUUUCUCUGAAAACAAAAUGUAUGUGAUUCUUCUAUAUUCUAAUGUUCAGCUUGUAUUUUGUCCCACUAGACCUUUUUCUCAACCCCUUACGACAGUACAUGCCUACACGUUUUAGGACCUUAAGUGCUCUGAGACUGGCUCGCUUUCUCUGCUAACUUGUUGGGCCAUUGAGCAAGUUAGGAGUGACCAAGUGGGAAAGGUAGUGACGGUUCAGCUGAUGAUUAUAGGAGUUAACGCUGAACCUCAUCACUAAACAGUGCUCCUGGACGGGAAAGUGGUGUUCUCUGAUUUCUCAAGUGUUCAGUUUACCUCAGACGGUAGUGUCGGUGUUGCAGACACAGAAAGUAUUUAGAGUAGUCGUACAUGAGACUGCAGGGACAACCCAGGAACACUAGAGGACAGUUGCAUGAUGCCAAAACACCAGGGGCCUCAUUUAUCAACUGCGCGUACGCUCGUUUCUUCACACAGAAUCCAACUUAGCAGUUUCUUUUUGUGCUUCUCUGUUUUUCUUUUGAAAUCUUUCAGAGGAGAGUAACAUUAACGUCACAGUAAAACAAAACUUAGACCGUCUUUAGUUUCAGUUUUGUUAUGAGAGGGGUUGAAAUCAAAUCCGAAAGAUGUGAUUGGAUCACUCAAAAGUGGACUUAACUUAGCAAAUACAGGGCAAUACAGAGCAUAGGAGCUACCAGACUGUUGACCUCCACCUAUGCCACCAUCACCCACAUUGUUAGAUCAGGAGGAGGCUAAGUGUUUGAAUAAUUUAGGCUUCAACCACAUUCUUUAGUAAUGGCUGGAAAACUUUCCCAGCUGGUUAAAGUAGUGUUUAUGAGCCAUGACCAAAUUUCACACUUGCUGUGACAUCUGACAACAGGAAGUGAAAAGCAUGUAAAUGAUAACUAUAUUUUGAAUUGGGCUGCAUUAAAAAAUAGUAUUCACAGAGAGCAGGAGGGGCUGAACGAGAUUGUCUCCCUCCAGUGGCAUCCCCAGAAAUUUUUCAUAGGGGCAGCCAGAUUGGGCCACGGAAAUCUUGGGGUGGCACCAAAACCAAAAGCCAUAACUGAAUUUUAGGAAUUGGAUAUACUCUGGUUUCUGAUUUUACAGUUAAUAUUACUAAUUAUCUGAUGUGCAUAGACUUAUACCAGCACAGUUAAUAUUUUGAGUUCCACAACAAUCCUAUUUUGAUGUCUUAUGUAUCUAUACAUGUCAGGUGAUUCAUUGUUCUUCAGAUAGGCUGGUUGUCCUUUUCUUUAAAAAGACAAAUAUACAGCUUUAAAUUGAAGGGACCAUUGAUUGCAAGGAACCUUUACCUCUACAGAGAAGUCCUCUUAAGUACAGGGGAGACUCAUUGGUACCCACAGAACCCAUUUUCCUUCAGAUAUCUUAAAGCAAAAGUUCCAGAGACCCCUUUAAAAAUGGCCAUGCCAGAUGUUCCCUUGCCAAAACUUAGCCUAAAUUUUAAGCAAUAUUUAGCCCCCUUCCUGACAAGCUAUGCCAACAUGGUUGGUACCAACCCACUUUUGGAUGUCUAGUUUGACAAGAUACCACUACCUUUGAGCUAGCUUAAAAAAUGAGAACAUCAUAGCCUCUUAAAGACAGUAAUGUUGGCCUCCGAGUUGGGGCCAGCAAUUGUAUCAAGGAGGUUAUGGCCCUUCCUGACCCCACACUGGGGGGUGCCACUGUCUCCCUCCCUCCUUCUCUCUCUCUCUCUCUCUCUCUCUCUCUCUCUCUCUCUCUCUCCCUCUCUCUAAUUACAACACACAAAAAGUAGUGUUGUUGUAUUUUUGCUGAGACAAACCCAGAAACAUAUGAAAUAAACUCAGUGGGUAGAGAUGUUGCAGUUGGGAAAGGUGUCAGGGUCAUGCAUGGCUCACUCCACAAGAAACAUCUAUAAAUGCACAGUAGGGAGCAGAUUUUAUUUUGUAUAAUGAAGUUCUUAAAUAUCUGCAGGGAAAAACAAUCAGCGAUUGUCUCUUCAGUUGUCAAAAGUCAGUAGAAAAAAGCCUUGAUGCAAUAGUUCCAAGACAACAAAUGAAUCGUGAAAAUAGUGGUAACAUCGUAGAACACUGUGUAACAUAAAAUAAGACCAGCUGAAAUGCAGGAACACAGACUCAUGUCCACAGAUGUGUUGCCCUCUUUCUCCUUUCUCUUCUUUAUAGACAGUUCCUACGCACAGAACGAGAACUUGCCCUACGCUUGCUUUGAUAAAUGAGGCCCCAGAUCUUUGAGUGCCUCUCUGCUGCGUACGCCCAGUGAGGCAGAUACUGGCAAUGGAGCAAUAUAGAAAAAAAAAGAAGAAAAAAUAAAAAACAGACGGUGUUAGUGUCCUACUUUGUGGCAUCUUCACACUACUGUCGCCUCAGCUUUUCUGUAUCGUAGAGUAGGUGCAAGUGACCAGCCAGCCAAUCAAUCAAUCAAUCAAUCAGUCCGUCGACUCUUAAAUACCCUUAGACGAGCUGAUCAACCGCUAUCUCUCACAGACUAGCAAAGGGCUGUGUUAGUGUCAGCGUGCGAGGAGUGUGAGGAGUUUUCAAGGGCUGAUCCAUCCAAUUUUUCGUUUUUCUUUCUUUUUUUUUUUGCAUGGCUGCUGCCGGUUAAGUGCACACUGACACGAGGACAGGUCACGCAGGGAUUAAGAAUACUUUAAACUCCCCCUUUUGAACUAGGAAUGCAGUGAGAUCGGGCGGGAAAAAGAGAUUAUUCCAAAAUAAAAUCUGAUACCAUGAGCAACUAGUGAUAUACCAAAAAUUCAAAUCUCUUUAACGAAGCAGCUUUCUGUCCUCCAUCCUGGUUGCCUCAAAUGAUCCGAGUUUCACCUCCAAAUUGUUGGCUGUGAAAACAUGGUAUAGGUCCCUCCCCUUCCCCAUUAACAGCUUGACCUUACCUCGCCUCACAUCACACGCCGACCAUCGGUUUGCUCUUCACAUACACAUCAGAGUGGGAUGUCAUGUGGGAGUCUACACUCGCCUCUGGAUUUUCAUCGACUUUAGCCCCUGACCCCAGUUUACUCUCUGAUCCCUUUUUGCUUGAUAUUCUCCUGUGACGUGUUGUUUCGUUUGUUUGUUUUCCUUGACAAACUGUGACGACGAGAACUACAUUCCCUUGAAGACAGCAGCGGAUGUAAUAGGCCCACACUUUGUGCUCCGUCCCUUUCAAUCUCUAGCUGUUCACGAUCUGAGUCCUGUGGAUCUAUGCAGAUGAACCCCACCCCAAAACUGACCCCCACCUACCCUCCCUGACCACCACCACCACCAACCCCCCUUGUCCUUUCUGUUGUAAAUAUGUCCUGAGGAUGUGGGAUCCCAAAAUGGCCGCCCUCCCGUCCCCACCUUCCCAGCCCUCCCCUGCCCACUCCCCCACUGUUGGAAUCUCACUGUGUUUUCUGUUCGCCUCCUUGGUUUUUGUCUGUUUUUUGAGAUUUUUGCCGCAUUUUUCUGUUGUCUAAAGCAGUGGUGUGAGUUGAUGAGUAGGACUAAGUUGGAUGUUAAAAAGACGAGAUGAAGAGGUCUUGAGAAAAAUAUACAAAAAAAUGAAGCUUGACUUGAGAAAGGGUUCAAAUAUAGAGAAAAAAAUUAUGAUAAAGUUGUCAUAUUGUCAUACUAGAGAUGCUUUAGUUUGCUAAUUUACUUUCUUUUUUUUCUACAAAAGACUUGGAUGAAAUUAUUUAUAAAAUGCGUCCCACGAGUCAUGAUCUUUUUUGGACGUGAAACAAAUACAUUUAUUAACAUUUUGUUCAAAAGAAAAUAAAUAUAAAUUAUGUUAAA